CCAUCGUGGGCUGCUGCUUCGACUCCACCACCACCAUUCCCCACAUGAGCAGCCGCCGCCCACGCUCACCGGCGGCCGCCCCGCCGCUGGAGGACGACAACCUCCUCUCCGAGAUCCUCCUCCGCCUCUCGCCAGAUCCGUCCUCCCUCCCUCGCGCCUCCCUCGUCUCCAAGCGCUGGCUCGGCCUCAUCUCUGACCCGGGCUUCUCCCGCCGCUUCCUUCUCCACCACCGCCGCAACCCUCCUCUCCUCGGUUUCUUCAACCCUUUCAAUUUCAAACCUGUAAUGGAUCCCCCCAAUCGUGUCCCGGAUGGCCGCUUCCCCUCGUGCGUCGACGAGGACGACGGCCUGGGCUGCUUCAUACCCUUGGGAUGCCGCCAUGGCCUCGUACUCAUCUUCCUCAAAUCGCAGAAGCAGAUCCUGGUGCGGGACCCCUUCAACGGCGAGAAGCACCGCCUACCUGUCCCCCCCUUGUUCGAUGCGGAAGUGACCCCGAUCAGCGGGUCGGUGUUUCGUGCUGCGGGAGACAUCCAACACUUCCAGGUGGUCUUGGUAGGCACAGAGGUCGACAAACAACAACACACGCGGGCAAUCGCCUGUGUUUACUCAUCAGAGACUGGCGGUUGGGGUGAUAGAAUCUCAACACCGCUGCCAUCCAGAGCUUCUAUGGGUGAACUUCCUAACAAGAUUAACAUGUACUUCACUGUCAGUGUUCUAGUUGGGCAUUCCCUUUAUUGGUUGCUUAGGCACAUAUCGGCAGGAACUUGCACAUUGGAUGGGAUCCUUAAGUUUGAUUUGGAGAGGCAGAUCCUAGCUGUGAUACCAGCGCCAGUGGAUAUUGCCAAGAAUAAUAUUGGUCAACUCCAGGUUAUGCGCGCAGAUGGUGGUGGCCUUGGUAUUCUAUUUCUUUCAAAAUUAAGGGCUCAGUUAUGGAAGAGGGAGACUAAUUCUGAUGGUGUUGCUUCAUGGUUGUUGGGAAGAACUAUUGAACUGGAUAAGCUACUUUCCAUGAAUUCAAAGAAGUAUAGAGGGCCUGUAAUGAUACAAGGUUUUGCUGAGUACAAUAAUGUGGUGUUCCUACGGACAACUAUUGGUGACUUCAAGAUCCAGCUUGAGUCACUGCAGGUCAAGGAAGUUCCCAAUAGCCGCAUCUUGACUCUCUAUUAUCCAUUCGAAAGUGUCUAUGCUGCAGGUAUCUAGAGAGGCAGAGAUGGCUUGUUGGGCGUUCUUCUGUUGCGUGUGGCUGAGAUGAAAUGACUUGUUGGGUGUCCUUUUGCUGUGCUCCCUCUUCGUACUAUGGAGCACACACCGGUGAACUGUGCAGUGGGCUUGCAGGAAUUUAACUGCGUAAUUUGCUAAUCCGUGUCUAUUAUGUUGUGUUGAACUUUUAUCUGGUCCUGGCUACUGAAUGCUGAAUGUUGAGCUGCACCUGCCUGCCUGGUGCCAUUUUCGUUUUUUCUUAAUUUCUUCGAGAUGCGUUGGAUGAAGGAUUCACUGAGUUGGCAAUCGUCUGAAGUAAUUAUUCCAUGAGUUUAGUUUCUCAUCAUUCCGGUGAAAAAAAUGUUAGCCUCUGAUCCGAAGAAAGGUGCCUCACUCUUGGCUAUUGUGAUCCAGACAUGGAUAGGCAAAUCUCAGUUGCCUAUGCACAUCUUGAUAACAGCCUUUACUUUGAGAUUCACAGACUUCUACCCUUAAUAAACAUCCUAAGUCAAUCCUUUUUUUCCCCAAAAGAACCAGAUAUUGUUGCUGUGACACCAGUUGCCUCCGCACUGGGAUCUGCACGCUAUGCCGGCCUGGAGCUUGACUGUGACUCUAGUUGCUGUACCUAUACCAUUAGAUGAUCUGUUUCUAGGUUGCAAGCUGUUGUCAUACUGCAGGUGUCAUUAUAUUCACUGUCAUCAUAUAAGAAAUAGGUCAUCAUAUAGAAAUAGGUCAUCGUAUAAAAAUAGGCGUCCUCCAUUAAGGGAAGAUUCGGCAUAUUGAACUGCUCAGCCCUAUAUCUUCCUCCUGGCUGGUCGAAGCUCACGUUCAGAACCUUUGUGCUGAUGAACUGCCAAAAGAGCAGGUGAUGGUGGCAGGGAGAACCUUAAGCAUCUCCCUUUUUUUUAGAACUACCUCCAGCAUCUCCUAGCGUGGAUAGGAGACAUGCUGGUGAGUAAGGUUGAAUUUUGAUACGUGCCAGUUCUGUCAGAAAAACGUUUGAUCUGUUUUGAUCUUGCAGCAAAUUCUUUUAACUUCAGAUAAGUUGGCUUCUGUCUGCUAUGUUCUGCCCCUGUCCGAAAUGAUGCCAAUGAGCAUGCCAUGUAUUGUACUCCCUCCGUUCCUAAAUAUAAGUCUUUUUAGAGAUUCCAAUACA
Triticum aestivum (bread wheat) is the source of this 2355-nucleotide messenger RNA. RefSeq lists its product as uncharacterized. Gene Ontology annotation, molecular function: protein binding. The transcript has 2 exons. Lineage: Eukaryota; Viridiplantae; Streptophyta; Magnoliopsida; Poales; Poaceae. The coding region runs from base 45 to 1199 and encodes 384 amino acids. The record is from RefSeq and is a predicted model, not a curated record.